AUGGUCGUGUCUUCCAGAUCGAGUAUGCCGCCAAGGCUGUCGACAACAAUUUGUAGCUUUAAUUUUACUGGAAAUAUUGCUGGUCCUCUCAAUCCUUCAGGUGUGGAGAAGCUUAUUGCAUCAAAGAUGAUGCUACCAGGUUCCAACCGGAGAAUCCAUUCGGUUCAUCGUCAUGCUGGCAUGGCUGUUGCUGGGCUUGCAGCUGAUGGGAGGCAAAUUGUUGCACGGGCCAAAUCUGAAGCGAGAAGUUAUGAGAGUGUUUACGGCGAAGCUGUACCUGUGAAGGAACUUUCAGAGCGUGUUGCAAGUUAUGUGCACUUAUGUACCUUGUAUUGGUGGCUAAGGCCAUUUGGCUGUGGGGUCAUUCUUGGAGGUUAUGAUCGAGAUGGACCCCAAUUAUACAUGAUUGAACCCUCGGGCAUAUCAUAUAGAUAUUUUGGUGCAGCAAUUGGCAAAGGAAAACAAGCUGCUAAAACGGAAAUUGAGAAAUUGAAAUUAUCUGAGAUGACAUGCAAAGAAGGCGUUAUUGAGGUGGCGAAAAUCAUUUACAAGCUACACGAUGAAGCCAAAGACAAGGCCUUUGAAUUGGAGAUGAGUUGGAUAUGCGAGGAGUCGAAACGAGAGCAUCAGAAGGUCCCUGAUGAUCUUUUGGAAGAAGCAAAGACGGCAGCUAAAACUGCGCUCGAGGAGAUGGAUGCAGACUAA
Messenger RNA from Arabis nemorensis, 705 nucleotides. Lineage: Eukaryota; Viridiplantae; Streptophyta; Magnoliopsida; Brassicales; Brassicaceae. The record is from the annotation of a GenBank genome assembly.